Molecule: messenger RNA, 1554 nt
Organism: Penicillium brevicompactum
Lineage: Eukaryota; Fungi; Ascomycota; Eurotiomycetes; Eurotiales; Aspergillaceae
Product: cytochrome P450
Exons: 4
Coding region: 1-1554 (517 amino acids)
Molecular function (GO): iron ion binding; heme binding; oxidoreductase activity, acting on paired donors, with incorporation or reduction of molecular oxygen
Source: RefSeq, a predicted model, not a curated record
AUGAUGGCGCUCCAAACAGUUGCAAUCGCCGUGAUCACGGUUGUCUAUCUCAUCAUUCGAUAUUUCAACCGGACCGAUGUCCCCAAGAUCAAAGGCCUUCCAGAGAUUCCCGGUGUGCCCAUCUUCGGCAACCUGCUGCAAUUAGGCGACCAGCAUGCCACGGUCGCAGGGAAAUGGGCCAAAAAGUACGGUCCGGUCUUCCAAGUCCGCAUGGGAAACAAGCGCAUUGUCUUUGCCAACAGCUUUGACUCGGUUCGCCAAUUGUGGAUCAAGGACUCGUCCGCUUUGAUCUCUCGCCCGACCUUCCACACUUUCCACAGCGUCGUCUCCAGCUCCCAGGGCUUCACAGUCGGCACAUCUCCUUGGGAUGAAUCCUGCAAGCAGCGCCGCAAGGCCGCGGCCACCGCGCUCAACCGACCCGCGGUGCAGUCAUACAUGCCCAUUAUUGAUCUUGAAUCCAACACCAGCAUCAAGGAGCUAUACCGCGACAGCCAGAACGGGAAAAUCGACGUCAACCCCACUACCUACUUUCAGCGAUAUGCCCUUAACACCAGUUUGACCCUCAACUACGGCAUCCGGAUUGAGGGUAAUGUGGACGAUGAACUGUUGCACGAGAUUGUCGAUGUGGAGCGUGGCGUGUCCAACUUCCGCAGCACCUCAAACAACUGGCAAGACUAUAUCCCUAUGCUUCGCAUCUUCCCCAAGAUGAACAACGAGGCAGAAGAGUUCCGUGCUCGCCGAGACAAGUAUCUCACUUAUCUGCUCGACAUGCUCAAGGACCAAAUCGCCAAGGGAACUGAUAAGCCCUGCAUCACUGGAAAUAUUCUUAAAGACCCCGAGGCUAAGUUGAAUGAUGCUGAGGUCAAAUCCAUUUGUUUGACUAUGGUAUCUGCCGGUCUCGAUACCGUCCCGGGUAACUUGAUUAUGGGACUCGCCUAUCUGGCAUCUGAAGAUGGCCAGCGCAUUCAGAAGAAGGCCUACGAAGCAAUCAUGGAGGUCUAUCCAGAUGGCGAUGCCUGGGAAAAGUGUUUGGUUGAGGAGAAGGUGCCUUACGUGACAGCUUUGGUCAAGGAAAUUCUUCGAUUUUGGACGGUUAUUCCCAUCUGCUUGCCCCGUGAAAGUACCAAAGAUAUCCAAUGGAAUGGUGCCACUAUCCCUGCUGGUACAACUUUCUUCAUGAAUGCGUGGGCUGCUGAUUACGACGAAGAUCACUUCAAGGAUGCCGACAAGUUUAUUCCUGAGCGCUAUCUGGAUCUCAACGAGGGCUCCGGUACUCCCCACUACGGCUAUGGAGCGGGCUCUCGCAUGUGUGCGGGAUCCCACCUUGCAAACCGAGAGCUUUUCACCGCGUUCAUUCGCCUGAUCACCGCGUUCCACAUGCAUCCAUCCAAAGAAACAUCCGAUCGACCGAUUCUUAAUGCUAUCGACUGCAAUGCCAUCGCUACAGCACUGACAACUGAGCCCAAGCCUUUCAAGGUUGGGUUCACUGCCCGCGAUCCGAAGACGCUUGAGCGGUGGAUCGCGGAGAGUGAUGAGCGCACGAAGGAUCUGUGA